Hylaeus volcanicus is the source of this 4318-nucleotide messenger RNA. It is a transcript of the gene mura, whose product is annotated as RING finger protein 44. NCBI's taxonomy places the organism in Eukaryota, Metazoa, Arthropoda, Insecta, Hymenoptera, Colletidae. The record is from RefSeq and is a predicted model, not a curated record. The transcript is spliced from 10 exons. The coding region runs from base 1467 to 3578 and encodes 703 amino acids.
CUCUCUCUCUCUCUCUCUCUCUCUCUCUCUCUCUCUCUCUCUUCCUUGCUUGUUCAGUCGUUCGCUCAGUAGGUCCAACCUUUUUUUUUAUUUGAAGGUCCCUUCAUGCUCGCGGCUUUAGCAUCAGCACUCCCUCGAUGUAGGGUCGCCCCUAUCUUCCUUCCUCUCGGCUACCCUUCACGAUAUUAAACCCUGUAGGAUCCAGGGAUGUACAACGCGGAGCAUUUUCAUGGUUCCCGUUGGCGAAUAUAUUCUUGUCGUUAACCUUCAAGAACGUGAAGCAAAUUUAAGCUAUUCGUAAAUGCUUGCUUGUUGGGAAUAUAUUUUUAAACAAAUAGACCUCGUGUAGUCGUGUAUACAUGAGUGGUGUACACUGUCCCGUUGAAACUACUUACAUAGCGAUACUGUCAUCGUACUUUUACGUUUAAUGUCAAUCGAUAGCAUCAUUAUGUAGGAGAGGACAUAAGUUACGUGGUAUAAAAUUCGCAAUUCAAUGCACGCAGUGCACUUUCUCUUCGAUUAAGAAUGAUAUUAUACAGGUAAAAUAGACACUGACCGGGUCACAGUUUGCCCAUUGAUUCGAUCAAGUUAAAUCGCAUAAGGAAACCUACUUUGUACAUUGAAUAAACAUGGUCAAAUUCUCUCGUAUCACCAAAAGCACUCUCAUAGGCUAACAGAGAUAGUUGAGAAGAAAAACGGCGAGAAUAAAGUUAAAUUGUAUAGACCCACGUCGACAAAGUACUUAUCGACCGUAUCGUAGCAAGAGCAAUAGGCGCGGGGCACCGUGAUCGUAUCGGACGGUCGUGCGACGGGUCUACCCCCACCACGCGAUUCUCUGUCCCCACUCCGCGGGUACCUCCCCUACGAGUCUAGCGAGCCGCGUUUCGUCUCAGUCUGUCGCGCGCCGCCAACGGGUCUGGUUGUGUGUUUCGUUCACGGUGUGCGGUGGUGGUUGUUCACGGACGCGCGUGUGUGCGUGUGUGUGUGCCCCUGUGCGCGUUGGCGUGCGUACAUGCGUGUGCCUUCUACGGUGCCACAGUGUGUACGUGCGUCUGAUACUAUCAUCGUGGCCUCUGCUUUCAACCGUUCGCACACAGAAACGGUGUGACAUCGAGGCAUGACAGCAACGCGGGAGUGUUACCCCAUACGGUAGGAAAAACUUGGUUCUGCCGUGCUUCUUACGCCGACCGUCGAUCGUGUGCAACUCCGAACGUUGCCAGGUUCGAUACCUCGGAGGACUUCGCGCUGGGCGUGCACGUAAACAGGGGGCCAGAGAAAAUACGAGCCGAGCGAAAUUGCACGGUGAGGUUAACCUCGCCGUUUCUGCCUAUUCGACAACGACACGAACGAGGAAAAGAGAAGAGAUAUAUACGUGCUGGUGUCGUGAGAGCGAGAAGGUAAAAGGGGUUAGGAGUGGAAGGAAGGGUAGGAUAGGAUCGAAAGAGACAGAGCUCGAGGGGGAGGGAAUGAACGGCCCUGGGAGUCAUCAGCAUCGCGGCUUGGGCAUGCAGGGACGUUACAGGGGCGUAGUAAGCGGUGGCAACCCAACAGGGCCUCACUCGCGUCCACCAGCGCCACCUCACGGCCGCGGUGGAUGGCAUCCUCAUAAUCAGCACCCUCAGCACGCCCAGAUACCUCAGCAGUACAACAGCAACAAGGAAUAUCCGUAUCGACAGUGUCCACCACGCUUCCAUAACGGGGAUUGUCCUGGGGUUGGUACGUCUUCCGGGCCAAACGGUAAGGAAGUUUCGUAUCACGGGAACGUAGGCGGAUCCAGCGUGGGGUAUAAACCGCCUCCGCAACAUAGUCCGCAAUCGAGAGGGCCACCAGCACAUUUUCCACAAGAGUCGGUGGGCCCACCUGCCAAUUCUCCGCCAUUGCAUAUCAACAUCUGCGGCCAAGAGAACACGAUGCGUGGUCCAUUAUUGAACAUGAGUCCAGGCCUUGGAGCUAGCGGCGUCGAUAUGGAGUACCGUAGAAGUUCUCAAGUAACGACACGUUUUUCAGCCACAAAUCAGCUACCUCUGAGCCCUGUACAAAUUCAACCGUCGCCGCCAUAUUACAGACAGCCUAGUCAAGACGAUGGCAGAAAGAGCGAGUCCCCAUCCAGAAAGCGUCGCCGAAUAUCGCGUAACGGCGCUGUUUCCGGAAUAGAAGUCCGGGAGACAACACCUCCGUCGCCUACACCGUCGCUGCACACGACUCUACCAUCUAUAUCGUCCCUGCCAUCCCUGCCGACGCCACCGCCGUGGGAAUUCUCGCCAGCGCCUCAAAGACGAUCGCCUCGCAAUCACAUGUCCACUCGCGGCAGCCCGACGAUUAGAAAUCGUUAUCAGCGUUACACGGAUUCUUUCGGGCUGUCUCAUCCUUUUCUGCCCGGGCACAAUUCCCAUCCGACGAUUCACAGUUCUCAUCACGGGAUCCACGGUUCUCAUCACAACAUUCACAACUCCCACCACAACAUGCAUAACGCGCAUCAGACGCAUCCCCAUCAUCCAGCGGGCACUGGGCAUCACCCAGCGCAAGGAGCGAACGGCCCUGUGGUCGUCGACGUGGGGCAAGUCGGUGUUUCUGGGUUGGGGGUCGCCGUUAGCGGGGAACCGCUUUGGCAUCCUCCGACGACAGGUUACAGAAUUCCUUGUCAGCUGCACAGCAUAUACACGCCGCCUGCAGCGCACGCGUUCGCGCACUCGUGUCAGGUCACCCAUCACCACAGUCACUACUCACCAGCUCAUCCGACCCACCCGGGUCACCACAGUCUAGUUGGUUCGAUAGUUGGCGCUGCAUCCAGGGGAUAUCCAACGCCAGCCGGAGGUCCUGUUGCGGCUCUUCAUCACGCUCACGCGCCUCCGCCGCCCGUCCAUACUACUCAUUACACUGCACACCACCAACUUUCGCAACAGCGAGAAGUUGAACUAGAGUUAAUCGAAUCCCAUCACCAUCACCGAGACGGGGCUGCCGCCGGUGCCCCACUAUCGUUACCACAUUCGUACUCGCCACCAGCUCUUACUCAAGUCACGACACCACCUCCCAUGUUGCUGUCGGAGAACGUGAUAAACCGUCAUUUGGAGUUGUUACAGCACAGAACUCGACGUGCCGCGUCGAAUGUUCACACGCUCAGACGACCAAGGUCGAACAGAUGGAGAGGCACGCCCCCGUUACCACCAACAUCUUAUCCAGGAUUCUUGUUGCACUUCUUAGCGAUGUUCAGCAACCCGCCAUUAUCCCCGUACAGUCAAGCAGAGCUGUCGUCGCCCGAUUCGGUGACUGAGAAUUACGAGGCUCUGCUGUCUUUAGCGGAGAGACUUGGCGAGGCUAAACCACGAGGACUGACGCGUGCCGAGGUCGAACAACUGCCUUCGUAUAAAUUCAACGCUGAGACACACCAGGGAGACCAGACGAACUGCGUGGUCUGCAUGUGUGACUUCGAGGCCCUACAAUCGUUACGUGUUUUGCCGUGCUCUCACGAAUUUCACUCCAAGUGCAUCGACAAAUGGCUCAAAUCGAAUCGAACGUGUCCAAUAUGCCGUGGAGAUGCUGGAGAAUACUUUGGGAACAGUGGCACCGGUAGCGACUGACGCCGAGCUGCCCAAGUGCACUAGCGCCAACUGUCGCGAGUCUCAGGGACACUACUUCGCGCGGAGCUUCCAGCCGUCACGCUGCUGGUUUGUGCAAAUUUAUCUUGAUAAGCGUUCGCGCCCUUUUCUCUAGCCGGAUCGACGGAUGGGGCGUCUUUUUUCGUCAACGAUUGAAAGAUUAUCCAGCCCCAGAAAUCGUUCACGAAUAAACGUCGGCCUGCGUCAUUCUACGCGACGAGGAGGACCGUGGAAGAGCAACAGAGAAACAAAAAAAGUCCAUUCAGGGUAUGAGAUCAUGUCUGGUGUCGAGAGAAGGACCGUAACGAAUAAUAAAGGUACACGAUUUUAAAUUACAGCAUGCAAAAAAGAAUUUGUACGAGGCGAAUAACGGUUGCUGCGUUUAUUCCAUUGUUUUCUCUGGGGAAUAGAGAAAAAGUCGGAGAGAGAGAAAGAACGAAAGAGAGUAUGUAUGCGUAACGAUAAUAAGCAAUCAACCGAGAUUCGAGGAAAAACGAAGAUGUCCGAAGAAUAAUACCAAGCUACCCAAUACACGCAUUUCUCGUCAGGAUCGCAGAGAGUCUGACUACGUCCCGUUCGUUUGUUUGUUCAUUGUAGACGCUUACAAAUUCACGGAUCUAACGCUCGUUUGUUGUUUGUGUUUGCUAUACUUUUAUAUAUAUAUAUAUAAAUAUGUAUAGUGUCUCGGGUUUGUGUACAUAAUUACCUGUAUACCGCGAAAC